This is a messenger RNA of Papaver somniferum (opium poppy), 939 nucleotides long. RefSeq lists its product as uncharacterized. The transcript has a single exon. NCBI's taxonomy places the organism in Eukaryota, Viridiplantae, Streptophyta, Magnoliopsida, Ranunculales, Papaveraceae. Gene Ontology annotation, molecular function: nucleic acid binding; RNA-DNA hybrid ribonuclease activity. The record is from RefSeq and is a predicted model, not a curated record. Bases 1 to 939 code for a protein of 312 amino acids.
AUGGAAGACAUUCAUCCUAAUUGCCCUUUAGAUUGUAAUGAAGUAGAAUCAAUAGAACAUAUGUUAUUCUUCUGUCAUUUUGCCAAAGAGGUAUGGGCUUCAGAACCUCACCCAAUACAAUUUCAUUUCUAUAGUUCUGUAACUUUUCUGGACAUCUGUAAAGAAUGGUUAGGUAAACAGAAUACCAUUAUACCAGUAGAACUUGCUUUGACUAAAGCCCGGUUCAUAUGGAAAGAGAGAUGUAACUUAAUAUUUGAAAAUAAACAUCAGCCAAGUGCUCAACUAAGUACAGAAAUUAAAAGACACUUAGAAUUUUGGUAUAAAUAUCAUCCCCUACUGACACAAGUAAUGAAGAAUGGAGACAAAAAUGUUAACUGGAUCCCUCCUGAGAAAUCACAGUUGAAAAUAAACAUAGAUGCAGCAUGGAUCUUAGAUAACUUGCCAGCAGGUUUCUCUUUAAUUCUUAGAAAUGACGCAGUAAUACUUGAACAAGGAAGAGCUGGAGCUCUCACAGCCUCUACCCCUGAAGAAGCGGAAGCACUAGGACUGUUGCAGGGAGCAAAGUGGGCAGUUGAAAUUGGCCUGUCAAACUUUUCUCUUGAAGGAGAUUGUAAGAACCUUUUUGAUUACCUUAAUGGAAAUAAAUCAUUGUUAGGAUGGCAAAACAUUCCUAUUUUAGAUGAAGCUGUCAACGAAUUAAAGUCUUGUAACAAUUUUUUGGGAUUUCAUUUUGUACCAAGAUCAACUAAUUCUGUAGCUGACUUAAUGGCCAAAGAAGCCAAAAACUUCAGCGUUUCCCUUAACUGGAGAAAGAAAAUUCCGGAAUGUAUUAAGGUAGCUUUGGAAGUAGAUAAAUCAAAUGUUAGAGUCGAUUUUUUCGGCCCCGCAUUAAAUGGCUCUACUCAACUUGAUGUAAGGGUUACUAACUCCCUAAGUUAG